Molecule: messenger RNA, 1548 nt
Organism: Colletotrichum karsti
Lineage: Eukaryota; Fungi; Ascomycota; Sordariomycetes; Glomerellales; Glomerellaceae
Product: HIT zinc finger
Exons: 1
Coding region: 1-1548 (515 amino acids)
Biological process (GO): maturation of LSU-rRNA from tricistronic rRNA transcript (SSU-rRNA, 5.8S rRNA, LSU-rRNA); box C/D snoRNP assembly; snoRNA localization
Cellular component (GO): nucleus; pre-snoRNP complex
Source: RefSeq, a predicted model, not a curated record
AUGGCCGACCCUCUCCUCACAAGCCUCUGCACAAUCUGCCACAUCGAGCCGCCGAGAUACAAGUGCCCGCGCUGCACGAUCCGGACAUGCUCCCUCGACUGCACGCGGCGCCACAAGGCGUGGUCGUCCUGUAACGGCAUCCGCGACGCGACGGCCUACAUGCCCCCGUCCAAGCUCAAGACCGCGGCCGGCGUCGACCACGACUACAACUUCAUCUCGGGCAUCGAGCGCGCCGUCCAGCGCUCCGAGAAGGAGAUCGUCGAGGAGCGCGGGCUCCUCCGCCCCGAGGACCUGCGCCCCAUCGAGGUCCGCUCCGUCAAGUGGAAGACGGGCAGGGACGGGAGGAAGAGGAGGGUGCUCGUCACGGAGCUGCUGCGCGGGGAUAACGCGGCGGCGGCCGCCGCGUCCGGGUCGGGGGCCAAGGGCUCCUCCUCCGACCUCUUGUCUUCCCUGCCGUUUAAGAAGAGGCUGGGCAAGUUCGGGAUCCUGCUCAGGCGCGCGCCCAUGGGUAUGGUGAGGCAGAAGGAGAACGCGACGAGCUUCAGCAAGGCUUCGGGCCGGAUCAACUGGCAGGUCGAGUGGCUGCUCGUCGCCCCUUCGACGGAGUCUGCGAAGCAGAAGGAAACCGACGACGAGGACGCCCCGCCGAAAUCCGAGACCAAGCGAAUCCUCGCCAAGGCCCUCGACGACACGCCCCUCUACAAGGCCUUCUUCGCGGGACAAAAGAGCUUCCAAACCGAACUGGCGAAAAAAGAGCAGCAGAAGAACGCAGAAGGCCACGACGACGACGACGAACCCGCCGACGAAAACCGCGACGCGACGAACCCCCGGCCCCCGAAGAAGCGCCGCAAAAACCACCACAAGCCGGGCCAGUCCAUGGCCACGGCCCAGGACACCGAGACGGGCGCCUGGCACCCGGGUCGGUACUGCCUGCAGGGCGGCGGCGCCGGCCCCCGGGCCUCGACGUGGACGCCUCACACGGGCGUGCCGGCCUUCACGGGGACGACGGAGGAAGACGAGGCGCAGAGGAGCAGGUACACCUUCUUCCUCGCGGGCACGACGUCCGCGGCGACGGCGGCCGCGGGGCGCAUCGUCGUCCACCCCCUCGACGCGUCCGUGCCCCUCGGCGAGGCCCUCCGCGACAUGACGGUGCUCGAGUUCCCGACGAUCUACGUCGUCGAGAACGGAAGCGACGCGGAGUUGCCGCGGGCGUUGGUGUCCGAGCCGAAGCCGGUGCUUAUCACGCAGAAGCGGAAGCGGGAUAACCAGUCGUCCUCUAAGAGAGGCGGCAAGGGCGGCAACAAGAAGAUGAGACGGGACCGUGAAGAAGGCGAGCUCGGCAGCGCGGGCGAGGAGAGCGACGAUGGGGACGAGGAGGAGGGAAGGCUCGAUGCUCUGCAGAACAUCAUUGCCGAGGAGAGCCUGGGCGAGGACGACUCGGACGAAGAGGACGACACGUCGAGCAGCUCCGGGUCCGACUCGGAGGAUGACGAGACCGUCAGCGCCAGUCUCGCGGCCAAGUUGGCCUUGUUGCAAAAGAAGCCCUGA